This is a messenger RNA of Juglans microcarpa x Juglans regia, 1913 nucleotides long. RefSeq names its product protein PHLOEM PROTEIN 2-LIKE A10-like. Lineage: Eukaryota; Viridiplantae; Streptophyta; Magnoliopsida; Fagales; Juglandaceae. Bases 290 to 1567 code for a protein of 425 amino acids. The record is from RefSeq and is a predicted model, not a curated record. The transcript has a single exon.
UUCGUCCUCUCACCGUCCUCUGCAUUAUAUUAUCCAGCUCUCGCAAUUCUAGAUUUAUAUAUAGGUGAUGUCAACGUACUCGUCCAAUUUACAUUCACAUCUCAAUCACUCUGCACCGAUUAUAAACCGGAAGCCUAGAUUCCUCGAUCCUCUAAGACCUUUUCUUUUCUUUAUACCGAAUAAAUAGCCCUCUUUUUUGUCUUUUUUCAUUUUUGCCCUUUUGGGUGCUUCAAAUUCUAGGGUUUCAAAAACUGUAAGCUCCAGGGUUUGAUUGGUCGCUCUGCUAAGUAUGGAUCUUGAAUUGGUGAAGAGGACCUUGGAUUUUUCUCGGAGGAGAAAGAAAUGGCUUAUUCUUCUUGCCGCUUUUGGUGUCUCCAGUUACGGUGUUUACAAGGUCUAUCAUUUACCGUCUGUGGUCAAUAAGAGGAAGGGUCUUGUUAAGCUCUUUCGAGCCUUAAUUUCCAUGGCUGAGAUGGUCGCGGAUUCGGCGGACACGAUCGGCAUCGUCUCCAAGGACUUGAAGGAGUUUAUCCGAUCCGACUCCGACCAAAUUCCCAAUAGUGUGAAGCAGAUUUCGAAAAUCGUGCGGUCAGAAGAGUUCUCGGAAUCGUUGGUUGGGGCUACGCAGGCUUUGACGAUUGGGAUUUUGCGAGGUUAUAAGUCCGAGUCGAGGAUUGACAGGGAGUCUGAUACGAGUUCGGCAAGUUCGAGCUUUCCUGAUGGGGUUUUGGAGAAGCUUUUCUCUACGGCUGGGACCGGUUUUGUUUCGGUUGUGGUUGGAAGCUUUGCGAGGAACUUGGUUUUGGGAUUUUACUCCAGUGAUGUAUCCAUGGAUGGUCCUGGUGUGUCCCAACGCGGGUCAAGUUUAUCAGACGAGCCUGGUUGGCUAAAAGUGAUUUCUGGUGAUAAAUCCAAGGAACUCAUAGCAAAUUGCAUUGAAGUUUUUGUAAGCACGGCAGUUGCUGUUUAUCUAGACAAAACUAUGAAUAUUAAUAUGUACGAGGAAAUGUUUAGUGGAUUAACCAACCCCAAGUACCAAGACAGAGUGAGGGACGUUCUGGCUACUGUUUGUAAUGGUGCCGUGGAAACCCUUGUAAGAACAUCUCACCAAGUAUUGACGAGUUCAGGUCCAGGUUCGAAACCCCGUUCAAGUUCUUCUUGUUCAAUAGUUGAUCAGAGCGAAGGUACAAGUGCCACCAAAGAUGAGUGUUUUGAGCGAGAAGCUUCUACAACGCAUCUGGAAGAUGGGAAUAAGUUUGAUCAAAUUCAGGAGAGUGAGUGGGUGGGGAAGGUUUCUUCUAUGUUGGCAGUGCCGAGCAAUAGGAAGUUUGUUCUUGACGUGACUGGGAGGGUGACUUUUGAAACAGUGAGAUCCGUGGUGGAGUUUCUCUUUUGGAAGCUUUUAGAUGGCUUAAAAAGAAGUCUUAAUGUAGUUCACGAGGAGGUUGUGGAGCGAGGUUUGGAAGUUGUCAGAUAUUUCGGUGCAAAGUCUUCUGUUAUCGUUACCAUAUGUCUUGCCUUGUAUCUACAUGUUCUUGGUGGUACCAGGAUUCUCUUGCCCGCUUAGUUCAGCGGGAUUCUCCCUCCCUUAUUAAGAGCUUUUCAUGGAUAUUUCAACUACUAUGCUAAAGUUGCUCCUCAAGAUAGUUUUUGUAUGUAAAUCUUUGUCACUCUUAAUUGAAAUGCUCGUUGGGCCUACUUCAUCUUGAUUGAUAGACUUGGUUUUUGAAAAUUCUUCGUUUUCCUCUGGUUACCCCUUCCAGUGACAUGCAUAUAUGUAUGCAAAGCGCAGUUUGAAGCUGAAAGGUGUUCCACGAACAUAGUUGUAUUUCAGGGGUGGAGCCACAGAGCUUUAUUGUUGUAUUUUUUUUUGGUGGAACGGAGGAGGGGAAUGGGACAUUAUGUUGUGGUUA